AUGACUUCCAGCUCUACUAUAUUCUCUUUCAUCUCUCCCUCUACUCAUCUUCUCUCCAUUCAUACUGCUGAUGAUUCUCUCAUGUCUGUCAGUCAUGUUGGGACUGUUUCCAGAUCUCAGUUAUCUUUACCUCAAGUUUAUCAUAUCCCUGCUCUCACCUUAAAUCUUAUCUCUAUUAGUCAAUUAUGUGAGCUUGGUCUAAUCGUCACAUUUUCUACUAAUGGUUGUUUGGUGCAGGACCCUCAGAUAGAACAGACUAUUGGGAUCAACCAUAAGCAUGGACGUCUCUAUGAACUCAUUCAACUUCAUGUUCCAGACUCCCCACAGAUCGCUGCUCCUGCAUCUACUUCCUCUUUAUCUCAUUUUCGUCUUUGGUAUUGUCACUUAGGACAUCUUUCUAUUAGUCGCUUAAAGUCUUUGGUUUCUAGUGGUCAAUUGGGUCAUGUACUUCAAGAUACUUUCGAUUGUUCCUCCUUCAUCGAGACGCCCUUGUUGAUCCCUGAUCCCGGCCAGACUGUUCUCCUUGAUGGUCCACCUCUCCUUGCACCUUUUAGUCCGUCUCCUCCUUCUUUGCCAGCUCUUCCCCCUACCGAUUUUCUCACUGGUCAGCCGCACCGGCAAGCUAUGACUGAUGAACUUCAGGCUUUGGACAAAAUUCAUACUUGGGAUGUUGUUGAUCUUCCUUCUGGCAAGACUGAAUAUGGCAUUGAUUAUGAGGAGACUUUCUCCCUUGUUGCUCGACUUACCUCUGUUCACAAUUUGCUUGUUGUUACUGCUGCUCGCCACUGGGACCUCUUUCAGAUGGAUGUCAAGAGUGCCUUCCUUAAUGGUAAUCUUCUUGAGGAGGUCUACAUACAACCUCCACCUGGGUCUACUUAUCCCAUUCAUAAGCAUGUUACAUGUGGUACUGUUCUUCUUCUCUCUAUUGCUUCUGCCGAUCAACCUGCUGAUGUUUUCACCAAGGCUCAUCCUCCUGGGCGCUUCAAUGAUCUCGUUUCCAAACUUAACUUGGUGGAUGCCUACCCUCCUUGA
This is a messenger RNA of Camellia sinensis, 1032 nucleotides long. The record is from RefSeq and is a predicted model, not a curated record. Lineage: Eukaryota; Viridiplantae; Streptophyta; Magnoliopsida; Ericales; Theaceae.